AUGACGCGAAGCGCGCUGAACUUUGCAUUUCCCAGCAAUGCCUCGUCUCCAACACCGUUCACGAUCCAGGUGGAUCAAGGCUUUGUGGACGAAAGCAACCUGAAAGCCAGUCUAUACCGGCCCUCCAUUGACCUCCUCGACGACAGCAACAACAACUGGCUCGAAGGCCCCCCGAGCGCCAACAUGACAGCACUGGCUGACUACUGGGCCAACGAGUACGACUGGACCACCCAGCAAGCCUACGCCAAUGGCAACCACUCCCACUUUGCCAUCACUGUACCCGAGACUCCUGCAUGGCCCCACGAGGUACCAUUGCACUUUAUCCACGAGCGCGCCGAUUAUGAAGAAGCUCUGCCCUUGUUGCUGCUGCAUGGGUGGCCCUCCACCUCUAUGGAAUGGCAUAAGGUUAUCGGCCCGCUCGUGUUCCCGGACAAUGCCUCCUUCGCAGGCCACCACGUAGUCGCCCCAGAUCUCCCUGGAUUUGGGUUCAGUCCCGCCGUGGCACACGCUGAAUUUGAUGCCAAGGCGAUCGCCGGUGUCAUGGACGAACUGAUGGGGCGGCUCGGCUACGACCGCUACGGCAUUGUGUCCACGGACUUGGGCUGGUGGGUCACAAUGAAGAUGCUCGAGGUGGUUCCGUCUGGACGCAUCGUCGGUCAUUUCUGUGACUUCUUCCUCGUCCAGGCGACCGCGGAGGAUACUGAGAGAUACAUGAAGAACCAGACCACGCCUGAGGAGACACGAUACAUGGCCAGCAGCAUGGAGUGGUACGCCCAACACACAGGGUACCAAUAUGUGCAACAGCUACAGCCGCUCGCCGUUGGUCAGGCCUUCUCAGACUCACCCGUGGGAUUCUCGGGCUGGAUUUGGCACCUCCUUGAGAGCGUCAGCGACGGCUACCCAUACAAUUUCGACGAGAUUAUCACGACGGCCGUCUCCCUGUUCGUUCAAGGAACGUACGGAAAUCUGCGGUACUACAAGUACGCCUUUGAUGUAUGA
This is a messenger RNA of Emericellopsis cladophorae, 999 nucleotides long. RefSeq lists its product as uncharacterized. Gene Ontology annotation, molecular function: epoxide hydrolase activity. The transcript has a single exon. The record is from RefSeq and is a predicted model, not a curated record. The coding region runs from base 1 to 999 and encodes 332 amino acids. Lineage: Eukaryota; Fungi; Ascomycota; Sordariomycetes; Hypocreales; Bionectriaceae. Gene Ontology annotation, biological process: epoxide metabolic process.